Cornus florida is the source of this 3175-nucleotide messenger RNA. RefSeq lists its product as uncharacterized. The transcript is spliced from 4 exons. The record is from RefSeq and is a predicted model, not a curated record. NCBI's taxonomy places the organism in Eukaryota, Viridiplantae, Streptophyta, Magnoliopsida, Cornales, Cornaceae. Gene Ontology annotation, biological process: RNA catabolic process. Gene Ontology annotation, cellular component: ribonuclease H2 complex. Bases 2368 to 2871 code for a protein of 167 amino acids.
AUACUCUCUCUUAUGUUUAAACAAGAUUGGAAAUUAAAAAUAUAAUGCCUCUGCUUUCUUUCUUUCUUUCUUUAUUCCUAAUACAAAAUACAUCUAUUGCAAAUUUGGUAGUUUUAAAAUUCCCAGUACUGUCAAGUGCCUUCUAAAAUUACCAAAGGUAGCUAUUUCAUCUAAUGAAACUACCAUGCACUAGUGACCAAGGUGUCCCACAUUACUUCAUUACAUAUUAUAUAUCCCUUCAAACUAUUAUACCAUUUUUCUGCUUAUAAUGCAUUUUCUAAUGUUUCGUUCGGUAGGAAGGAAAAAAAUUAGAUGAAAGGGAGAGAAGAAGGGGAUGAAUGAAACAUUUUUGGAGAAGAGAUUAUGUUGUUCCCUCUUUUUGUUCGAUUGUAUGGAAGAGAAAAGAGAAACAGACAAUUUACUUUGAUCAGAUUAUAAGUUGUUUUUUUCACUAAACCUAUAACUCACUUUAUUUGUGGAUUUUAUUGAGUAUUUAUGAAGCAUGAUAUGGUAAUUUAAAACUUCUAUAAUAGGCUCACUUAUCUGCUCUCAUCUUGCAGCUUAUAUUUGGAUGGAUGAAAAUUUGUGAAGGAGGAAUGAUGAAUUGUCCAUUUUAUUAUUUUAUCUUUUCUUAUAUAAUCUCUACCGAACUAAGGAAGUUUGUUUAUUCCUUUUUAUUUUCUUUUCACCCAUGUUUCUUUCUUCCUAGAACAAAGCAUAAAGAAAAAUGAUAAAUAAUCCAACUUUUGAGUUACCAGACUAUUUUAUUUGAGUGAGGCCGACAUUCUCACAAUAUCAUCAAUCAUAAUGAUACCAUCAUUCAUUCAUAUAAAUGUGUGUCCAACUUUCGGACUCUUAUCCCUACUUUCAUCCUUUAUUCAUAUAAAUGUGUGUCCAACUUUCGGACUCUUAUACCUACUUUCAUCCUUUAUUCAUAUAAAUACACUCGAAUAGGUUUAACUUUCGGACCCUGCAUCACUAACUCAACAUUAACUCUUUUUUAAAAGAAUUCAACAUUCUGCCCUCCUUCUAAGUUCCUAAUGAAGAAACCUCCACAUUGAAUUGCCCAACCCAUGUUCCAACCACAUCAAUGGUUCAGAAUCAUUAUGACACAACUUAUCCAUAGCAUCAAUAUCCUACUUUUCAAGAUCUUGAAGUCUAUUGGUACAAAAAGGCAAAACCAAUUUCCAUCAUACAAAUGGUACUCAAAUUUGUGAUAUUAGAGUUUGCAAUAACAACUACUAUGACUACAUUGUUUAAAGGUUGAUAAAUCCUUCCUUUGGUCGUUUCCUUAUUUUCAAACCAAACAUGAAAUAAAUUAUUGCUGUGUUUGGCGGCAUGGAAUUGUUGGAACUGGAACUGGUAGAAUUGAAAAAAAAAAAAAAAAAAAUUAAUUUAAUAUUCUGCGUUACUUUUCUCCAAUUUACAAAUUUCAAUUCAAAGGCUCUAAUUCUAUGCCCGUCAAACAGAGCUUAUAUAUUUCUAAUUCUUUCCCAACUUCCUCAAUCCGAAUAGAAUCUACUUUCCUCCCAAAAUUAAGAAGAAUGGGUAGAAAUUGCAAGAAAUAAUAAUUAUACAUGUUAGUAAUCUUUGAGAAACUUUUUACCCUCACCAUCCAAUAUUCACGUUAAUUAAAGUGUACAUAUUAAAUGGUCAAUCAGUUUAGAGUGAAAAAAAAAAAAAAAAAAAAAAAAAAAAAAAAAAAAAAAAAAAAUGAAGGAAAAAGAAAAAAAUCACUUUAGAAUCAUUUAGAAAAUGGAAGAAUUAGAAUCUUCAAAUCUAUAGUAAAGGCCUUCAUACAAAUCAUAUGAUAUGUUCGGCUCACUCAAUAGGGCAUCACAAGUGUUGUUUGGUGUCUCAGGUUCGAUUCUUGGGCACGGCAUGUUGGGUGCGAUGACGUGAUGCGUAAUUUCUUAUGAUCUCAUCAUUACUAAUGAAUGAGAUUAAUUGAUGACAAUGCGCCUUAACAGAGCACUCACCCCAAUCAUAUUUUAGAGUAUGUUUGAGAUUGCUGUCGAACCAUUUACUAAUUUUUAUUCUAAACAUAUUUAGUAGCUCAUAUAUAUAUAUAUAUAUAUAUAUGUAUUUUAGGCUUCUAAACGUAUUUAGUACCUCAAGAAAAAAAAAUUCACUUUUUAAGUGGGGAAGAUUUUUGCUCGCUAGAGUUUUUAAAUGAAACUAAUUUUUUAGCGAAUAAAUUAGUUUUUUUUUUUUUUUUUUGAAAUGUUCUGUUAAUAGAAAUCCUAAAUAAAACAAAAGCGCGGGAAAAGUCCGACAGUUUUAGGGUUCCGGUGCCCCCAAGACACAAAAUCACUAGGGCUCACACUGUUUGGCGAUCGUAAAAUUGGUGGAUCGGGAGUGAAGUCCAUGGAUGGGGAUAGAGGUUCGGAGAUGGGAACCGUCGGAAAUCUCGAUCUCAGCCGUCGCGAGUCGACGGUGGAUCUGACGGGGCAGAUUCAUCAGCUCCCGUGUUGCAUCAAAUAUGAUGGACCUUCCUCUGUUUCUGACUACUUCAAGCCCAAACCAACUGGGAUUGAGGUUGAGGGUCUGAAUAUGGAGGAAGCUUACUUCAGAGGGAGGAAGUUACAAGGAACAACCUUUUCCCUUCCCCAGGGCUAUUCUGGUUUUGUCUUAGGGAAGAAGAAUUUGGAGAACAAAAAAGCUUCUGAUAUACCUGAAGUAAACUCAAAUUGUUGGGAGAUGAAUGCAGAGUUUAAAAACAUUACAUUGUGGAAUCAUGAUAAUCUUCCGUCACAAGAUGAUGCUUUCUUGCGUUCUUUUCACUGGCUUGCUGUUGCAAAAGCACUGCAUCAGCCGGUGACAGCCGAAGAUUUGGAAUCAGCAUCUGCUGCUCAGGAGCUAAAGAAAUAGACCGAUCAGAGGGUGCAAGCAAGGAACUGUUAUUUAUCAUCCCAUGUUUAAGUGCACUUCUCAUUUGGUACAUUGUCCAAUUAUAAGCAAACAGUCUCUCCAUGACUGUCUCUAUGUAGAUCUCCUUUAGGUGAGCCCAUUGCUGUUGUCUCCCAUCUUCGGCGUGUAAACUGUAAACCCCUUCUAAUUUCUAAGCCUGAACCAUUGAGAAUGGUUCGGGAUUCGUCUUCUUUGUAAACUACUGAGGCACAACCCAGAUUAAUCUCUUCUAUAUUUCAGAUUAGCACCAAGUUAGUUCAGCUUA